Molecule: messenger RNA, 339 nt
Organism: Paracoccidioides lutzii Pb01
Exons: 1
Coding region: 1-339 (112 amino acids)
Source: RefSeq, a predicted model, not a curated record
AUGGAUAUUUCUUACCGUUCAGGGAACGCGCCACGAAAACGCCUGCCAACACACAGCGUGUGGAGAUGUUUCAACCUCACUACGUUUCCAAUAAUAUCCUGCUGGCCAUUUCCGCCCCCGCCCCUUCAUCUACCCCGUUCCUGGGUUGGGCUGUUUACUACUAUCCGCUCAUCGUCACAAGUUGGAUGGACUGAUGUGAUCGUCUUGGCUAAGCGGGAUUGCUACCGUGGAAACUUCCCGGCAGCGAUCACUAUUGUUGGAAACCCAAACCCGCUUAUUGCAUCAUCAAAAUGUGUCCGAGGAUGCCGGUGCUCUGCUGCUGCUGCUGGUGGUGCCUGA